CGAACAACCGCUGGAUCCGAUUCAUUCGGCCUGUUUCUCGUCUGCAACCGAGCACUUCUCUUUGUCUCGCAACAUCCAACGAAAUCGGAUAUUCAGCGUCUGCACCGCCUCCUAGUUCUCUGCUCCCUUCUCGAGUUUCCCAGACGCGCAAUUGAGCGGGCGCAUUUCUCAACACGCCUCGUGAGACACCUUUGACACCCACCCUCCGUACUCUUCCAACGCAGUACGUCGGGCAACCAAUACCAUGCAUCGCACAUAUUCCAUGCGCGCCACGAGGGCGCCAACGGCAUCUCAAAUUCAGAACCCGCCACCACCGCCGUCGAGCACAAAAUCAGGCCGCCUCUUUGGCCGGGGAGGACUGAGACAUGCGCUCCGGCGCAAUGCGGCCGGCGCCUUCGGGCCUGAUCUGGCCAAGAAGCUGUCGCAGCUGGUCAAGAUGGAGAAGAACGUCAUGCGGAGUUUGGAGCUGGUGGCUAAGGAACGGAUGGAGGUCGCCCAACAAUUGUCGCUCUGGGGCGAGGCUUGCGACGAAGAUGUUUCGGACGUCACAGACAAGCUUGGCGUGCUGCUGUACGAGAUAGGCGAGCUCGAAGACCAAUACGUCGACCGAUACGACCAAUACCGCAUCACCAUGAAGAGCAUUAGAAAUAUCGAGGCUUCGGUGCAGCCCAGCAGAGACAGGAAACAAAAGAUUACGGAUCAGAUUGCCCAGCUCAAAUACAAGGAGCCCAACUCGCCGAAAAUUGUCGUUCUUGAACAGGAGCUCGUCCGCGCGGAAGCCGAAUCCCUCGUCGCCGAGGCGCAACUGUCCAACAUCACGCGCGAGAAGAUCAAGGCGGCAUACUCAUACCAGUUCGAUGCCCUGCGCGAGCACUGCGAGAAGGUGGCCAUCAUCGCGGGCUACGGCAAGCAUCUCCUCGAACUCAUCGACGACACCCCCGUGACACCUGGCGAGACGCGCCCCGCAUACGACGGCUACGAGGCCAGCAAGGCCAUCAUCCAGGACUGCGAGGACGCGCUGACCAACUGGGUGACGCAGAACGCCGCCGUAUCGGCCAAGCUGUCGACGCGGGCUCGAACCCUGUCGCAGCGACGCCGCAACAACAUCAGGGCGCGUACCGACGGGCAGUUACAACAGGCCCACGGCCAUGACCUGUCGGCGCAGGAUGCCCCGCUCAGCGACCGCGACGUGUGGGUGCCAGCCGGCCAGCACAACGAGUAUGGUGAUGAGGAGGAGACAGCUGAGGAAGAAGAGUUGGAUGCGCCGAGCCACUCGGUUGUCGAUACCGAGGCCAGUCUGAAUGGCGAGCAUCGCGGGCGCAAUCAUGAGCCGGUUGAUGCCUAGCCUUUGAUAGUGAUGGGCUUCGCCGAAUGCGCGUUCUGCGGCCAUUUUAUUUACUCGAUUGGAUUGUUUGAUGAGGGCAGGCAUAAUAACGAAGGGCGUGGGCAGUGGCGUGGUGGGAGUUUGGGAUGCUGAGGACAGGCGCUUUUUCAUUCUGCAGGAAUCGCGCUGCUUGCCGCGACAUCGAUUACGCGUAAUAGGUAAUGAUGAACCGGGAAAAGGGAUGUAUUGAUGAUAUACGAGAGAACGGGCGGAAUGCCAUACAAAGGGCAAGGUUUCGAUUUGGUGAGGAAUGGGAAAGGUGCUCGAGCACAUGAUGAUCUCUGCGGCCCAUGUUUUGUAGACAAUUAGCGUCGGUUCUUAUGGGCUCGUCGACACAAUCUUGGUUCG
This is a messenger RNA of Parathielavia appendiculata, 1732 nucleotides long. RefSeq lists its product as uncharacterized. Gene Ontology annotation, molecular function: lipid binding. Gene Ontology annotation, biological process: endocytosis; eisosome assembly. Gene Ontology annotation, cellular component: plasma membrane; eisosome filament. The record is from RefSeq and is a predicted model, not a curated record. The transcript has 5 exons. Lineage: Eukaryota; Fungi; Ascomycota; Sordariomycetes; Sordariales; Chaetomiaceae. The coding region runs from base 245 to 1345 and encodes 366 amino acids.